CUGGCAUAAAAUAGGGCGAGUGGCUGCCCAGGAUCGCACAAAAUUUUUCUCUCAAUUGAAUAAGAGACCUAAACUUCACGGGACCUGAGACCACCGUCCACCGAAUUUUUGAAUGCUCAACACCAAAACUUUCCUUUGUCUAGUCCAAUUAUACAGGCCAUGAGGAUAUCAAAUGAGGCUGAUGCCGGUUCGGAUAACAAUACUAGUGACAAAAGCGCACAACAAGAAGCUCCCCUAAAAAGCGUCAACCAGACGGAACUUGUGCUUCAGUCACUUGUGAAGAAGCCUGAAACUGGGCCGAGAAAUGCCCGGAAGAAUAGAUGGCGCAAAGUCACGUCUCUAAAGACCACGCUUCAGCAAAUUCAAUGGCCAGCAUACCCAAGAAAGGAAGGGUUUGAUGAUAUAGAAUUGCUUAUGAACAGGGCACCUGGAUCAGCUUGGCUUGCUACUGUCCACCACUUGCUGGCGAUAGCAUCAGCAAUAAUCAUUGUCGUUCUAAAUGCGGCUGGGUUGUGGGUAGGCAAAGAGCUCACCGGGACAAGCGGCCAGGAUACGGAGAAGCUACUUGCAUUACAAUUCGCCGCAAAAUUACACGAACUAUUGAUGCUUUCAUCCUUGGGGAAAAUAUUGUUCUCAGAGACCGUCAAGCAACUGGUCUUCGGCGACGGAUUACCGUUUGGUUCUAUCGCCGUCGGACUUCAGUUUAACCAAAUCUCCUAUCUCUGGUCGAAAGAAUUCUGGGCUACGUCUCGUGCUACGUUUGAACGGAAAAAUCUUAUCAUCCCAGCAAUUAUCAUAUGUACUCUUCUCGGAGUGAGCAUCGGGCCAUCUUCGGCGACCGCAAUGAAACCUACGUUAGGUGACUGGCCAGCAGGCGAAACCUCCUUCUGCCUAAAUGCGACCGCCGAGGAGUUGUGGCCUUCGACUCUGUCAUUGACAGAUAACAAAACUUGUACCCAUUCACCGAAGACAUGCGGCAGUUUGAGUGUUUGGACCUCUCUUGCCGAUAAUUUCUUCAAGUACUGGGGACAUGAGGCCCUUGGAAGUAUCCGCGCAAUGCCGGAGAGCGUCCAGAUCCCAGGUGAAGUCUCUAUCAGAACACUAAAUGCGCGGUUCCGAGGUCCUUUUACACUCUAUCAACCAGAGAUUACGACUGCAACUGUACAACCUGAUGCGAUUGCCAACGUGGUGAAUACGAUCCGGCAGAUCUGGCUCAGGGCGAAUGGCGCUCGAUGUUAUUCUGCAGGAGGCGGCAUCAGGGAACAGAAUUUUUGCACAUACCAGGACAUCACUUGGUCGGUUGAUGCGCUCCAACCUGCAGUCUAUGUUGCUUGUAAUGGUGGAAGUUCUGCAGUUGCACCCAAAUUCCCAACGCUUGCGAGCGAGACAGACCAACCUAGUCUGGUUGAGUAUGCGGUGAACUUAAAUAAUGACAGCCUUGGGUCAGCUACAUCACCUAUCACAUGGGUUGAUCUAUCCGAUCUGAACCUGGUACGCGCAUCUGUUGGUGCCGUAAUCAUGCCCAUUGAUGAGCAGUCCCUAGGCAGAACCACUUAUGCCUGCACUAUUGAUGCGCGAUGGGCAAAUGUGACUAUCAAGUCGUCUUUUCUUGGGCUCCCGUAUAUUGUUAACGGCGAGCCAAUCAACUGGUACCAGCCACAGGAUGAAUCUCCCAGUCGGUAUCGUGGCCGCCACGUGAGCAUUAGCCCAGCGUGGGCCUCGCUCGCCAACCCGGCUCUCGUCACAGCACAGAACACAUCCUCUAGCCCAUUUGACAUCCUGUUAGCCGCAACGAGUUUGUCUAAUGGAGAAAGCCAGUACAUGGCAGAGAAAAUCGAAGCCAUUCUUGCAGUUCUUCUGGCAGAUCGUAUGGCUCGUGUUAGUGCCGAUAAAACCCUCCAAGGCAAUAUCACCAAUAUCAAUCAAGUGCUGCAAAUAAGUGGCGGACAACUCUUUACAGCAUCUCCUUCGGACUUGCAAUACCACCGCUUAACGUUUCAAACCGCUGUCACAGGCUUCGCCUACGGCCUUCGCAGAACGACAGGCAUCAUUCCUUCAACACUGGUUUCAAUGAUCAUCCUCCUAUGCUAUAUCGUGAUUGCAGUGACUUAUGUUCUCUAUACGCUUUGCAUCUCAGGUGUAUUCAUCUCACAGUGGGAGAAUGUGCUAGAUCUGGUUGCACUUGCUUUCCACUCAAACGUUACACAUAUACCAUCGAUGCAUGAUACAAGCACGGGUAUUAAAACAAUUAAACCCCUGAAGACUUUAGUUGUACUCAGGCAGGCAGAUAGCCAUAUUGAGAUGGUUUUUGAUGAUGAAGGGAGACUCUCGGGAAAACAUGAGGAACGUCGGAUAAGUGUUACUAGCAUGCCAAACCCACGCUUCAGGGGUGUACGGCACCAUUCUGUUUAG
This is a messenger RNA of Penicillium subrubescens, 2412 nucleotides long. RefSeq lists its product as uncharacterized. The transcript has 2 exons. The record is from RefSeq and is a predicted model, not a curated record. The coding region runs from base 160 to 2412 and encodes 750 amino acids. Lineage: Eukaryota; Fungi; Ascomycota; Eurotiomycetes; Eurotiales; Aspergillaceae.